Populus nigra (black poplar) is the source of this 1106-nucleotide messenger RNA. RefSeq lists its product as uncharacterized. The record is from RefSeq and is a predicted model, not a curated record. Lineage: Eukaryota; Viridiplantae; Streptophyta; Magnoliopsida; Malpighiales; Salicaceae. The transcript is spliced from 5 exons. The coding region runs from base 67 to 720 and encodes 217 amino acids.
UAAACCCCGAACAAAGAAAAUGAAAAAUGCAGGGUUUUGGCACCAGGAGACUUGCUUUCGGCUGUGAUGGGAGGUCCAGCUAGCAGCAGCAGCAGCGAAGAGGAAGAUGCAAAUUGGAAAGCAGCUAUCGAAUCAAUAGCUGCAACUACCACUUUUGCUAACAAGGUUCUUAGCAGUACUUCUAAUGGCUCAACGUCCCGUUCAGCACCCACUACAGAAGCAUAUGCAGAGAACUCCCAGGAUUCUCGAAAGCUCAAGCACUACCAAAUUAAGGCGCAAAAGUGUUUGGAUAUCAUCUUGGAAAGGACUCUAGAGAUGGUUAGAGAUCCUGUCUCAGAUAAUGAUCUAGAUGCAAACGAUGUUGGGGUAAGGUUGUUUAAGCAUUCUCCCGCUGGAAUUGUAUUUGACCAUUUAGAUGAAAUUCAAGGGCCAAGAAAGAGACCACGAAUCCUACCGGGACACGGUAUUGAUGAAAAAUCAAAGAAGUUUAGGCAUCAAAUCCAGUCCAUUGCUGUUGAUGGGGCGGACAUAAUUUCUGAAGCAAGGGAUGCAGAGCAAAAAUCAUUAGCUCAAUUAGAAGCUAAAGAAGCAAAAGCAAAAGCCAAAGCCAAAAAGGAGGAAGAAAGAGUUGUAGAAUUGAAACGGAUCAGGGGGGAGAGAUGGCUACCUUCUAUUGCCAGGGAAAUGCAGUUAAAUAAAACUUCUAGACAAGUAAUCUAGACAUAUUCAAAUGACGUUUGAUGUGCUGUGUUCUGCCUUGUUACAUAAACAUUGCAAAGGAGUAUUUGUGGCAAUUUCUACUAGCAGCCCCUUCUGUGGACUGUGAUUCCAUCACAUAUGGGCAACUGUUGAGUGUCAAACUUUAUGCUGGUUAUUGGUCCAUCAGCAUGUAAUGUUUGUUUGAUGUGUUUUUGAGUCUUGUCUUAGGAUUGCACUGUAUUGCCUGCGCUUCAUGCUUGUGAUUUGUAUCAAUGCCAUCCAUACUUAUAGGAAGAGAUUUUGAUGCCGAUGCAAUGUGUUCAUCGGACUUCUCUAAUUCUGUGUAAGGAAAUAACAAUGAAACAUGACUCAACCAAAAAUGUAAUCUUUCAGAGUUUUCCUUUUCA